AUGUCAACCACCACAACCACCACUCUUACGGCUACAACGCUUGUGGGGAUGCUUCCGACCAUGACAAGCGCUACCCCGAUCACCUCAGGGAAGAAUUGUCCAACAUGCGGACAGGAUGGGUACAUGUCGCAGGAUCAAUUGGUCCAGAGCGCUCGGAAGAGGGUGAAGGAGUUGGAGGGUCAGGUCGAGCUGUUGAACGCCCACGCUACACAAAUGGCUGCAAAACUAGCCGAGUACGAGAAAGAAGUGCGCCGUCUCCAAGCCCAAACCAACACGCACACCCCCAGGACGGGCUCCGCGUCAUCCACAUCGUCCGCCCCCUCGAAUGAGAGCGAUCAAUCCCUGUCGCCGACACAACCCCGGUCCUCGCCGCCGCAACAAGGUCGCUUGUCGACGCUGACGUCGCUACUCCCUUACCGUCGACCUAGCACCGCGUCUCCCACGCAGACCAUUGCCGAGCCAGCACAACCCACCCCUUCUCCCGAUCAUGCUACGACAGAGCUUCAGAAUGCGCUCGAGCGAGAACAGAGCUUACGCAAGGCGGCAGAGAGCCAGCUCUCCCAGGCCAGUUCGGAGCUGGAGGAACUGACGGCGCAACUGUUCAGUCAAGCGAAUGAGAUGGUUGCGCAAGAGCGCAAGGCGCGGGCGAAAUUGGAAGAGAGGGUGGCGGUGCUUGAACGCCGGGAUGUCGAGAAGAGGAAACGUCUUGACCGACUGGAAAAGGCGAUGGAGAGGGUGGAGCGGCUUCGAGCAUUGGUCGGAUAG
Messenger RNA from Aspergillus thermomutatus, 765 nucleotides. RefSeq lists its product as uncharacterized. Gene Ontology annotation, cellular component: Golgi to plasma membrane transport vesicle; cell tip. The record is from RefSeq and is a predicted model, not a curated record. The transcript has 2 exons. Bases 1 to 765 code for a protein of 254 amino acids. Gene Ontology annotation, molecular function: guanyl-nucleotide exchange factor activity. Gene Ontology annotation, biological process: exocytosis. Lineage: Eukaryota; Fungi; Ascomycota; Eurotiomycetes; Eurotiales; Aspergillaceae.